AUGGCAUCAGAAGACUUAUUUCCACCGACUCAGUCCCAGACGCCUAGAUUUCAGGGCGUUAGUUUUGACUAUGACACUGAUAAUCAAAAGAGGACUCCUUUUACAAUUGUGGACUGCAAGCCAUUUCUUUACAGAGACAUUGAGUGUAGGGCCAAAGAAGAGGAUAAAAUAGCUCAACAGAAUUUGAAGGUCCAUGAAAAGAGCACAUUUUCCUCACGAGCAAAGUCUCGAGACUCUGUGAAAAAGAUGGACUCAGUCAUUGAAAGAGAGACCCGGGCUACAGUAGAUAAAGUGUUUAUUACUUCUAGUCCCAACUGGGCUCUUACUUUUGCAAAAUGUUGCCAAAGUGACAAACAGUCUUUAACAGAUUAUAUCAAGGAACAGAAGGAGUUGUUUCUGCUGCAGUACACAGUAAAAGUGAAAAAACAAACUAUAAAGAAGCUGGAGAAAUUAGCAAUGCAAGCCGAGAAAGAGGCCAGCUCUGCUGAAGCAAAGCUAGAAGACGAUACAAUUGCAUUUGAGGAAUUUCUGAAAGAAAACGACCGAAGUUCUGCAGAUGCACUUAAAAUUGCAGCCCAAGAAACAAAAUCUAAAAUGGAAAUGGCAGCAGAUGUAAAGUCUGCUAUUAAUGAACUCUUCGCUGUUAAAAGUGAAAUUGCAAAUGCCGAAUUCCUUCUCAUGGAGAGUUUAUAUUAUGAAGAUUUUUUGAUGAAACUUUCUCCUAAAGAAUGGCAAGAAGAACAGAGAACAAAAAAGUUGAAAGCAAGAAUAGACAAACAGAGAGAAAGAGAGAUCAUGCAGCGAGAAAUGAUUACAUGUGCUUUCACUCCACACCAAGAAAAAGAAAGUGCACGCAAAGAGAAGAGAAGUUCUUCAAUACCACGCCAACCACACCACGGUUCUAUUUUUUUAAAGCAAAAUAGACUCUAUGCUGCAAGUACAGAGAGGCGCAUCAGCAACUUUGAGAAAAGUGCUGGACACAAUAGGAAAGCAUCAGCUCUAAAAAAUGAACGCAGGUCUUCUAGAAAGCUCACAGAAGCAGACUUGGGUGAAGAAGUGAAAAUGUUAAAUGAGUGGGAAAGCGAAAGUGAUUGUGCAAUUCAUGAAGAUUCCUUGAAAGACUUGGACAUGGAUAUGGUGCCAGAAAUAUAUUUCACAGAUCCAAAACAGUUACUUCAGAUCUUCACAGAGUUAGAGGAACAAAAUCUUGCAUUGAUCCGAAAUAACCAAGACUUAGAUGAAACUAUGGAUGAACUUGAGCAGAUGGCAAAAAUUAUAAAGGCAAAACUAGAAGAAAAAGUAAGUAUUGUUGUAGGACAUAAAGAAAUUCUUAAAGCUGCCUGCAUCAAUGAAGAGGAAAAAUGCACAGAUUUGGCACUAAGGGCUAAAAUGUUUUCUUUUGGAGAGUUUAAUCCAGAAAUCCAG
Chelonoidis abingdonii (Abingdon island giant tortoise) is the source of this 1425-nucleotide messenger RNA. Lineage: Eukaryota; Metazoa; Chordata; Testudines; Testudinidae. The record is from RefSeq and is a predicted model, not a curated record.